GUGACGUAGCGCCGCGUCUGCUUCCGCUCUCACCGAGCACUUCCUUUCGUUCUCUUCAGCGAGAGGAGGCGUGGGCAGGUCGUCUCCGGUGUUGGGCUCUUUGCGAGACAGGGUGGCGAGGUUUCGCGCCGCGGGUCCUUAGCCGGCUCGUUGGUAGCGCACAGGUCGCCCUGCCGGGCGGCUGAGAGGGCGGAGAAACCGGAAGGCGGACGCGCCGCUCCCUGCUGCUUUUGCUCAAGCCGCGAAAAGCCGAGUUCCCAGUCGCUGGUGAACUGAGCUCACAAGGAAUUAAAGAUGAGUAAGAACAAAGAUGAUGCGCCUCAUGAGCUAGAGAGCCAGUUUAUCUUACGACUGCCCCCAGAAUAUGCCGCUACGGUGAGGAGGGCAGUGCAGUCUGGGCACGUCAACCUGAAAGACAAACUGAGCAUUGAGUUACACCCUGAUGGGCGUCACGGCAUUGUCAGAGUGGAUCGAGUGCCCUUGGCUGCAAAAUUGGUCGAUUUGCCUUGUGUUACAGAAAGCUUGAAAACCAUUGAUAAGAAAACCUUUUACAAGACAGCUGAUAUCUCUCAGAUGCUUGUAGCCACAGUAGAUGGUGACCUCUACCCUCCUGUGGAGGAGGCAGCUGCCACUGCUGAUCCCAAAGCAAACAAGAAAAAAGAUAAGGACAAAGAGAAAAAGUUUGUUUGGAACCAUGGAAUUACUCUACCUCUAAAAAAUGUCAGAAAGAGACGGUUCCGGAAGACAGCAAAGAAGAAGUACAUUGAAUCUCCAGAUGUGGAAAAGGAAGUCAAGCGUCUGCUGAGUACAGAUGCAGAAGCUGUCAGUACUCGUUGGGAGAUAAUUGCUGAAGAUGAAACAAAGGAGACAGAAAAUCAAGGCCUUGAUAUCUCCUCUCCAGGCAUGUCUGGCCACAGGCAGGGCCAUGACUCACUAGAGCAUGAUGAGCUUCGAGAGAUAUUCAAUGACCUCAGCAGCAGCAGUGAAGAUGAAGAAGAUGUAAACAUCAUUGAUACCGAGGAAGAUCUGGAGAGACAGCUACAAGACAAGCUAAAUGAAUCAGACGAACAACACCAAGAAAAUGAAGGAACCAAUCAGUUGGUUAUGGGAAUUCAGAAGCAGAUUGAUAACAUGAAAGGCAAGCUCCAAGAAACCCAAGACAGGGCAAAGCGCCAGGAGGAUCUUAUCAUGAAGGUAGAAAACCUGGCUCUCAAGAACAGGUUUCAGGCUGUUCUGGAUGAGCUCAAACAGAAAGAAGACCGUGAAAAGGAGCAGCUUAGCUCUUUGCAAGAAGAGCUGGAAUCACUUCUGGAGAAGUGAGAAUGUUGACUUUAGUCCUUAGACUAGUCAGCUUAAGAAAAAGUUAUUUUCAGAGUAAGGUCUUGAAAUAUCUUUUUUUUUCUUUGAAAUGUUCUUAUUCCCUGAGUUUUGUUGAAUUUUUUUGAUUGUUUUUCAGAACUAUGGUGGUGGGUUUUCAUUCUUUAGAAAAUAAGAUUACAUAGGCAGGUUUGUUGUAGGGGAGAUACAAGAAAGAUGAGUGAAAUGAAAACAUUUGAACUUUAAUCACUUCACUAUAGGACUUUAUUACAGUUUGUUUCCUAAAAGUUUCUAGUCCUUUGGUGCUAAGAUCAGUAAAUAAGCUAGCCUACAGGCAAUUAAGUUGAUUUCUUUUAAAAGAAUUUUUUUUUUUUUUUUACCUCAGCAAGUUUCCAUGUUACAGAAAUGCAAGUUUUUUUAUAACGGUUUGUUAUACAAUAAAAGCUACUAAUUUUCACU
Mus pahari (shrew mouse) is the source of this 1776-nucleotide messenger RNA. RefSeq names its product TATA-box binding protein associated factor 7 (gene Taf7). The record is from RefSeq and is a predicted model, not a curated record. Gene Ontology annotation, molecular function: RNA polymerase II general transcription initiation factor activity. Gene Ontology annotation, cellular component: transcription factor TFIID complex. The transcript has 2 exons. Gene Ontology annotation, biological process: RNA polymerase II preinitiation complex assembly; transcription initiation at RNA polymerase II promoter; regulation of transcription by RNA polymerase II. NCBI's taxonomy places the organism in Eukaryota, Metazoa, Chordata, Mammalia, Rodentia, Muridae. Bases 295 to 1320 code for a protein of 341 amino acids.